Messenger RNA from Hydractinia symbiolongicarpus, 1979 nucleotides. RefSeq lists its product as uncharacterized. The record is from RefSeq and is a predicted model, not a curated record. NCBI's taxonomy places the organism in Eukaryota, Metazoa, Cnidaria, Hydrozoa, Anthoathecata, Hydractiniidae. The transcript has 4 exons. Bases 577 to 1707 code for a protein of 376 amino acids.
UUGAUCCAACAAAACGCGGAAUGAUUGAUUGCAUUAUCGCCUCUCAUGUGGAGAGCGUUUUUUUAUGGUGUCAAAUAUGCAUUAUUGUUACAACAUUUUUUGUUUAAUUUUUCAAUUUUUCCAUUUUGUCAAUAUUAAUACAAUGUCAGAAAUAUGUCCUAACACAUUUUUGACAUCACCAACCCGUUCUUUAUAAAAACAUGCUGAGAGAGAAAAAAAACUCAAACUGGGACGCAUUUAAGUAAGUUCUCCGUCGGUUAAUCACCACCGCUAACAAAUCAACCACGUGUUCCGUAAAACGAAGGGUAUGCAUUUUGAUAUGGUUGCUUAUGACCUGCUUCGAUUAUUUACUAUUGUAAGCAGUUUUUUUUUACCUAAGGCUAUUUAGUAUUCGAAACCAAUUUCUUUUCUUACGUAAUGGUUCAAGCUUAUUUAUAGCUCUUCGUGGCAGAUGUUUUAAUUCUGAAAGAAAGACACACAAUCAGAUGACAGUGUUGUUAAAUCAUGUUAUUGCUGACAUGAAUAAAUACGCGUGGACAUCCACAAACAACACAGUCGAACGCACGCCAGUGCAACAUGAGGUUGGAUGAUAUCAGUUGUGUCGUACUUGAAGACUUCUUCGUCAAAUCGCCGCCUCCAGAAAAGUUCGAUCAACUCAAGUCGUGGCACAGGCGCUAUUUUGCGUUAGUGCGUUUGACCCAUGACAAGUUGAAUAACUUAGUCAAAAAGAGUCAACAGAAUAUACGCGGAGAAUUAUUUUUGGUGUACUGGGAGCACAAAACUGACCGCGACAAAGGGAAGAAACCUCUGCGAACAAUCGCAAUCUCGAAGGAUGAUGCGGUAUACAUGCGGGAACAUCCAUUUUUUCCUGCUCAAUACCCACAUGUGUUGGCUAUCUAUACUAAAACAAGACAGUAUUAUUUAUGUGCGUAUUCUGAGACACAAAAAAAACUUUGGUAUGAUUCGCUAACUUAUUUACUACAACUGGAUAGUGAGUUUGGAAUGAUACUUCCGAUCACAGAAACAGAACAAAACGAGGAGGAACCGAUCUACGCCUCACUGUUGGACGUUUUGGACGAUGAUGAGACACGGAGUUGUUCGUCAUGUGAAAGAUUAAACAUGCAUCGGACAUCCGAAAGUUCGUGCUGGAGAGAUUUUCACAGUGUUGGAAAUAAAAAUCGUGAUUCCGGAAUAUCAUCCAUUACAAAUGCUUCAAAAUCAUCUAAUGAGGACGAAAAUAUGGAGAGGGAGCCUCGUUUAGAAAGGAUUCACUCGUUAAUAACAGACGCAGAUGACUCUUCUUCGUGGUCUGAAAACGGGAAUUUAUACGAGCGUAUGGAUGAACUUGUAGUUAAUAAGGCGAUGCUCAAGAGCAGAGGAGAAGAGCGACGUUUUUCCGGAACAGACAUUGCAACGAAAAAAAAAGAGAUACUCGAAAACGAAAAUCUUCGUCGAUAUUCUUCCCCUUUUCUAAAAAUUGCAGAAUCAACAGAAAUGCUGGAUUCCAAUUUUUAUGACAUCCCGACGUCUCCUCGAAAUCUUGCAAAAUCGGUCCCCCGCAGAGGAUAUAAAAAAAUGACUUUCUAUGACAUUACACUUGAGAUACCUAGUAACAGCGUGGUGAAGAUUACCCAGAAUGAGUUGCGAGUUAAGACAAGCGAACGAGAAUGGACUUUAACGAAGGGUUCAGAUUUAAAUUUGUUGUAAUUGAAACAAGAACGAAAUUGUAUAUUAAAUUACAGAGUCAACAAAAUAUUGGACUGUAUCAAGUGAAUCAACCGUCCAAUCAAUUACUUCUCCAUAACGGCAAUAUCGAAUUUGCUACACAUGCGCAGGCGCAUAAAUAAAUUUUACAAUGUAUACACGCUUCAGAAUUUUUUUUUGGGAUAUUUGCAAAUAUUUGUAAUUUAAAAAUAUGUGUAAUUUAUUUACCGAUUGCGGAUUUUAUACUAUAUUGUUUACUGUUUAGUAUGUCUGAA